Messenger RNA from Pestalotiopsis fici W106-1, 1098 nucleotides. RefSeq lists its product as uncharacterized. Gene Ontology annotation, molecular function: oxidoreductase activity; zinc ion binding. The transcript has 7 exons. Lineage: Eukaryota; Fungi; Ascomycota; Sordariomycetes; Amphisphaeriales; Sporocadaceae. Bases 1 to 1098 code for a protein of 365 amino acids. The record is from RefSeq and is a predicted model, not a curated record.
AUGGGCAGUGUUGAAGAUACCACCACUUUCGAAAUUCCAAAGGAGUGUCUAGCCGGUGUUGUGGUAAACGAGGGGCCCGACUUUCAUGUUGAAGUCAAGAAUGUCCCAGUUCCUGAAAUUGGCCCCGACGAUGUCCUCAUCAAGCUCAACGCGACCGGGUUGUGCAUGUCCGACGUGCAUUUCAUGCUCAACGACUGGGCUCUCCCGGCCAUGUCCACAUUCAACACGCAGUGCGCCGGCCACGAAGGCGCCGGCGUCAUUGUCAAGGUGGGAGAGAAUGUCAAGCGUCUCAAGGUUGGCCAGCGCGCCGGCUACAAACCGAUCCAAGAUGUCUGCCACUCUUGCUGGGAGUGCCAGAAUGGUCGCGAGACGUACUGUCUCAAUGGUGUCCUGACUGGCCUGCACAUUGAUGGUUCUUAUAAGCAAUAUGUGAAAUCCCCGGAGCGAUAUACUUCCCUCAUCCCUGAUGGUGUGAGCGACCAUGUCGCAGGUCCCGUCAUGUGCUCCGCGUCUACCGUGUACACGGCGCUCAAGGAAUCCGGUUUGCGCCCCGGCCAGUGGGCCUGCUUCCCAGGCGGAGGUGGAGGUGUCGGAAUUCAGGGUGUGCAGCUUGCUGUUGCCAUGGGACUUCGCGUAAUCGUCGUCGAUACCGGGGCCGAGAGGGAGGCACUUGCCAAGGAGAUGGGCGCAGAGGUCUUUGUCGACUUCAAAGAGUUUGAGAACCCGCCGGAGCGUGUCAUGGAGAUCACGGCUGGUGGAGCGCACGGCGUUUUCGUUACUGCUAUCCAAUCUUACCCGAUCUCUGUCGACUACCUCGGACUUCGCUGCAGCGGCGUUGUCAUGUGUAUUGGACUUCCUCCAGCUGGCAAAUUUCACGUCGACGUUGACCCUACUCGGCUGAUCUUCCGUAAUCAGUCAAUCAAGGGAACCUGUGUCAGCAGCCUAGCUGACAUUGCUGAAACUCUCGAGUUUGCCGAACGAGGUAAACUUCGUCUGAAGCCCACAGUAGUUGGACUCUCGAAAUUCAACGAGUCGGUUCAGAAAUUGAAAAAUGGACAAGUUGCUGGCCGUAUCGUGGUUGACUUCAACUUACCUUAG